CACGCUGUCGCGGUUUUACCGAAUAUCUAGGGCAAAGGUAACGGGACCUCAGCCCAAUCUGAAUGGGUUGUUUGGCAGCUCAUGGUGCGUCGAUAUCGAGCAAUAACAGCAGUUUCUGUUCAGCAUCGGUAAUUGUCCCUUUCGAGCACCAAAUGGUAACUUUUUCUCUUUGGUGUUAGUUGCAUCUUACUUUGAGAUGAGACAAUGGACAACCAAACAUUUGAAUCCACGGCCGAGCGUACCUUUCAGUACCAGAAUACUCUGCCUCCUCUGCCCGUGCCUUCUCUGGAGGGCACUCUGAGCAAGUACUUGGACGCAGUGAAGCCGUUUGCUUCCGAGGAUGAAUUUCGCAACACGGCGGCCGUCGUGAAACGCUUUGGGGAGGGCCUGGGACGGCAUCUUCACCAAAGGCUUCUGGAGCGAGCCAAGAUCAAGCGCAAUUGGCUGGAGGAAUGGUGGUUGGACACAGCAUAUCUGGAGAGCCGCGUUUCGUCUCAGAUCUACGUGAACUUCGGUGGUCCUGGGCCCUACCUGGAGCAUUGCUGGCCCUCCUGUGAGGGCACCCAGUUGGAGAGGACCAGUGUGAUCGUGUGGCUCACGCUCCAGUACUGGGACCUCAUCCGCAAGGAGCGGCUGGCUGUCCAUAAAUCGGGGAACAAGCCCUUUGAUAUGGACCAGUUCCGUAUGCUUUUCUGCACAUGCAAAGUGCCUGGAGUCACCAAGGACACCAUCCUCAACUACUUUAAGACAGAGAGUGAGGGACCUUGUCCUUCUCAUAUUGUGGUGAUGCGCCGUGGGAGAGUCUUCACGUUUGAUGUACUUUGUGACGGGUGCAUUCUCACGCCUCCUGAGUUACUGAGGCAGCUCACCUACAUUAACGAGAACUGCGAUGCAGAGGUGGAGGGUGAGGAUGUGGGAGCCCUGACCACUGAGGAGAGGACUCGCUGGGCUAAGGCUCGGGAGCACCUGAUCUCCAUCGAUCCUGUAAAUAAAACUAUACUGGAGACCAUCCAGAGCUCUCUGUUUAUUAUUUCACUGGAUGAUGCAAGACCGUAUUCAACCCCUGAGAACUACACAGAGAUGACUUUGUUGUCUCUAACUGGAGACCCUACUAUCCGCUGGGGUGACAAAUCCUACAACACCAUCAGCUUCGCUAAUGGAACCUUUGUCUCCAACUGCGAUCAUGCACCCUACGACGCCAUGGUCCUUGUGUCUCUCUGCUACUAUAUGGACCAAAAACUGAAAGCAAAUGGUGGAAAAUGGAAGGGUUUGGAGACGGUCCGUGCUCUGCCCCUUCCAGAAGAGCUACUAUUCACUGUGGAUGACCGAAUCAGGAAAGAUAUCGCACUUGCUAAAGAGCAGUACAGCAAAACGACGCAGGACCUGCAGGUUGUCUGCCGUGCCUUCACUGCCUUUGGGAAAGCGGCGAUCAAGAAGAGGAAGCUCCACCCUGACACAUUUGUGCAGCUCGCCAUGCAGUUGGCGUACUUCAGACAGCACGCCAGGCCCGGCAGCUGUUAUGAGACUGCAGCCACACGCCGUUUCUACCACGGCCGCACCGAGACCAUGAGACCCUGCACGACCGAAGCACAGCGCUGGUGCCAGCUCAUGCUGGACCCCACAGCCAGCGCUGAUGAGAAGAGACGAGCACUGUUUGCAGCCUCCAGCACACACAACAAGCUGAUGAACGAAGCCCAGAACGGGAAAGGCUUUGACAGACACCUUUUGGGCCUUUACCUGAUCGCUAAGGAGGAGGGACUUCCUGUUCCUGAGCUUUAUUCUGACCCUCUCUAUGCUAAGAGUGGAGGAGGUGGGAAUUUUGUCAUUUCCUCCAGCCUUGUUGGCUACACAACCAUCCUGGGAGCUGUCGCUCCAAUGGUGCACCAUGGUUACGGCUUCUUCUACCGUAUCCGUGACAACAGGAUCGUCAUUUCCUGUACGGCUUGGAAGUCCAGUCCAGAGACGGAUGCAGAGACGCUUUUCCAGAACUUGUGUACCUCCUUCCAUGACAUCAUGCAGGUCACAGUUCACUCCCAGUUAUAGAUCAAAGCUUUCUGGGAAAUCAAGCCCUUUUUUUGUAUUGGCUAGAGAGCAGAAAGGUUUUCACAUUUUCAUCAACUAUCAAUUUAGUGGCAUGUGGAUGAACUAGCACAGACGGACACGUCUUCAUUUAUAGUUGCAUUAAUACUUCAGCUAGUCUGCAAAGGAGCUUCAUGAUUUUAUUGCAAAUUGGUCAACCAUCUGAACAUCUUUUCCUUUGACUUAAGAAACUUGUUCAAGGAAAACUGUUGAGAUUUCCUCCAAUUGUGAUUAAUUGCAUCAGUAACAUGUAGUACUAUGAGUGAGCGCUAAUGGAGUUUGAUAUGCCUUCAGUUUAAAUCAGGAAAGCUGUUCUGAAAUUAACCUUUGCACCUGGGCAUUAACGGUACUUCUGUCCAUUUGAGAUCGGAAGUGAGUGGAGAUUUAAUGCCAAGUUGUCAAGUACUACAUACCAGCAAUCUGUAAUGAGAGCAGAGAGGUAUAUGGAAAGGAUGUUAUAAUAUCAGUUGGGCUUAACUCCAGCAGUAGCUAUACUGAACAACCAAAUUGAUGAGAAUUGGGUCUGUGAUUGGCCGUAAUUUAAUUCAAUUUUAAUAUGAAACCAUUGAGGAUUUGGCUGAAAAAUCAUUUUUCCACAGAAGUGAUUUCAAGUAGUGAAUUGGAUGGUAUUUGCCCCAACAGUGUUUUCAAAUUUGGAGUAAUUGCCUACCAAAUUUGGAAUGGGGGUGUUUUUGGAUUCUAGCUUUGAUUUCCUUGCACAGCAAGGGGAUGCAGGGUGAGUGUAGUGAGUUUCCACCAUGUCCAUCUUGUUACUUACUAGCUUCAGUGAACCAGGUGAUGUGAGAAGGAAACACAACUUUCUUCCUUUGCACGUGACGUGCGGCAAACUCACAUGAUCGUGAAAAACCAGCCAAUCUGGGCUCUGCAUAACCAAGGAUGAGACCAUGCAUAUGCAAUGCUCAAACGGCUCACCAGCCACGUUGUGCUCUUAACUGCAGCUGUUCAUCCAUAGUGGCUCAGGAUAGCUUAACAUGGGCUCUGUUGGAGCUGGUGUAGAGUAGGUAAGCGAUUUCAAAAAUCGAAGUGCACUAAAAAUCUGUUUUCAAUGUCUAUCUUGCAAAAACCAACUUUUCCAUUCAUGCAAAAAUCAAUGCAAAAAACGCAAACAAUGCAUCAUAUGUGAGCUUUUUAAAAUGUUCUUCUUCACUGUUAAUGUGCUGUUAGUUUGAAAUAUAUACUUUAAUUCGCAACACAAUUUACCAGCAAAGCUGCACUAAAUGAUUGCAAUUUCUUUUCAAUAUAUUUUUUUGUGUGUGUGUGUGUGUGUGUGUGUGUGUGUGUGUGUGUGUGUGUGUGUGUGUGUGUGUGU
Molecule: messenger RNA, 3409 nt
Organism: Electrophorus electricus (electric eel)
Lineage: Eukaryota; Metazoa; Chordata; Actinopteri; Gymnotiformes; Gymnotidae
Gene: crot
Product: carnitine O-octanoyltransferase
Cellular component (GO): peroxisome
Molecular function (GO): carnitine O-octanoyltransferase activity
Source: RefSeq, a predicted model, not a curated record